GCUUAAAGAAGUUGAAUUUGAUGUUUUCAAAUCUCUGCUUCUACUUAAAUUAAGCACUUAAAAGCUAAAAACUGGAAGUGGGUAUAUGACUACUUCUAACUGCUUCUUGGUUUUUUGGUAAAUAAUUGCAACUUUAAGGAUAAUCAUUAGAUUAGAUAUUUCAAUUGCACCCAAAACCACCCUCCUUCAUCUCUCUUGCUUCAAAAGACUCCCAACCAACCUUACUACUUCUCCAUUAUCGACCGCUCCGAUUCCCCACCCAUGUGUGUGUUCUCCUCUCUUGUUCCAGAUUCAGCCGAGGAAAAUAUAUAUAGUUGAUUCUGCUCAAACUUGGUGUCACUGGUAUAGCGAUCGGAGUUGCAGCAGUCAUUGCAUCCCUAGUCGGCCGAUCCAACUCGUCCAGAAUUAUUUGUUCACUUCUGUUUUCACUUCCUCGUGCUAAUUCUUUUCCUCUGCUAUAAUUCUCUUCCUUUCUUAUUAUUCUGUCCACUUCGAGUUGGGUAGGUGCCGGUGAACUACUGCCAAGCUUUUUUUAAUAUUUAGGAUGGAAGUGGGAAGAAGGGUUGCGAAGGACAAAGUCAUGGAAGUAGAAUGAAUCCGAACUUGAAGAAUCUGCGGAUGCAGCCGUACGUAUAGGUCAGUCGACUCGCAGUGAAGAUCUCAUGACUGCCUAUGGCAUCUCCGGAAGUGGGAGCGUUUCCAAUUCAAUCCACGAAAGAAAUAUAUUGCUUGUUUGCUAUUUGAGCUUGAUGGCCGAAUUGAUGUGAGAAAUCUACCGCUGCAGCGAUGCUUUUAUACUCGAACUUGAACGUAUCCCAUUAGUCCAUUACCGUUCGCACCGCCCUUCCCACCAAUAGAAGCAAAGGAAGAGUUGAGAUCCAAUGGAAAACUACUCAUCAAAGGGAGUUCCAACAAAUGGGUCUGUAUAUGUUUGUAAUUUACCCUUUGGAACAGAUGAAGAUAUGUUAGCCGAGCAUUUUGGCACAAUUGGAGUGCUAAAGAAGGAUAAAAGAACUGGCCGGCCUAAGAUAUGGUUGUACCGUGACAAAGCAACAAAUGAGCCCAAGGGUGAUGCAACUGUCACAUAUGAGGACCCACAUGCUGCAUUGGCUGCUGUUGAUUGGUUCAACAACAAGGAAUUUCAUGGGUCCAUUAUUGAAGUCUUUAUUGCAGAAUCAAAAAGCAAAGAUGACCUCUCAUAUAACUCAGCUACUCAGGUUGGAGACACGAACCUGGAAAAAAGUGGUGGGUUUGCUGGCAUGGAUGAAGGUUCUAAGGAUAUAAAUGGAGGGGGUGGACAUGGUAGAGGCAGGGGGGGAGAUUCAUCAUGGCAACAAGAAGGGGACUGGAUGUGUCCAAAUACAAGUUGCUCUAAUGUGAACUUUGCGUUUCGGGGUGUUUGCAACCGUUGUGGAAGCGCUCGACCGGUUGGUGUCUCUGGUGGUUGUGCUGGGGCUGGUGGGCGAGGUAGGGGCCGUGGCAACAAUGACCCAGGUGCCCCUGGUCGAGCAGUUGGUGGUCCUCCCGGCCUCUUUGGUCCAAAUGAUUGGUCUUGUCCCAUGUGUGGCAACAUCAAUUGGGCUAAGCGCAUGAAAUGUAAUAUCUGCAACACUAACAAGCCUGGUCACAAUGAGGGUGGUGUGAGAGGGGGGCGUGGUGGAGGAUAUAAAGAACUCGAUGAAGAAGAGUUGGAAGAAACUAAGAGACGUCGACGAGAGGCUGAGGAAGAUGAUGGAGAAAUGUAUGAUGAGUUUGGAAACCUUAAGAAAAAGUUCCGUGCAAAAGCACAGCAACCUGAAACUGUCCAGAACAUCCCUGGUGUUGGGCGUGCUGGAUGGGAGGUGGAGGAAUUAGGAAUGUCUGAUCGAGACAGAAAGGAAAGAAGCAGAGAGAGAGGAAGAGGGGAUAGAGAUGAGAGGGAGAGGCGUAGGAGCAGAAGCCGUGAGAGAGAUCGGGGAGGAAGAGAGAGAGAUCGAGAGCGGUCCUAUGACUAUGAUCAUCGUGACAGAGAUUAUGCACGUGACAACAGAGACCGGAGUGGCAGGUAUCGGCAUUAGUGUUGGCAGCAGGCAUCUGUGGCGGCAGGUAUCGACGAAGGACGUUUUUUUGCGGUUUGGGAUUGUUAACGUAGUCUGAAGAAUAUGAUUAAACUUAGUUACUAUUUUUUUUAUCUAUUUAUUUUUUGUAUGCUUCUCCCAUCCUGUAUGUACUCUGGCCGUUAAUUUUGGCAUUUAUUUGGGGUGGGACUUGGGAGGAUCGGAUGCGGGAUGGGUAUCAAAGUUUUCUUCCCUUUUCAAAGUUAUGUUUUCCGUUGGCGAUUGGAGUAAUUUAUUAUUAUGUUGGAAUAUCAUUUCUGCGAAUCACGACAAAACAGCUCUUUGCUUGAAGGGAUCUGAUAUUUGAG
Molecule: messenger RNA, 2404 nt
Organism: Cuscuta europaea
Lineage: Eukaryota; Viridiplantae; Streptophyta; Magnoliopsida; Solanales; Convolvulaceae
Source: the annotation of a GenBank genome assembly